Messenger RNA from Ooceraea biroi (clonal raider ant), 5396 nucleotides. RefSeq names its product protein bowel. Gene Ontology annotation, biological process: embryo development; embryonic pattern specification; regulation of transcription by RNA polymerase II. Gene Ontology annotation, cellular component: nucleus. Gene Ontology annotation, molecular function: RNA polymerase II transcription regulatory region sequence-specific DNA binding; DNA-binding transcription factor activity, RNA polymerase II-specific. The record is from RefSeq and is a predicted model, not a curated record. NCBI's taxonomy places the organism in Eukaryota, Metazoa, Arthropoda, Insecta, Hymenoptera, Formicidae.
AACCUGUCUCACAGUUUUUUCAUCCGCUUACCUCGCAACGCGGUUCGCGGCGACGAACGCGGUGUCUCGACGUCGUGCUACUUUCGUGCGAGCGAAAGCGCUACCUGAUCUUUGGAGGAGCGAAUCAAGUUGACGAUAGUGAUCGCGUUUUCGACUUUAUUAUCAGCGAAGAUAAUACGCGUUCACUGUGGACAAGUUGAUUGCGGACGCGAACUGGAGCGGAUCAACUGGAGCGACCGCAAGCAGAAGAUGGUUUCUUUUCCACGUGCAGCUACUGGAAUCGUAUCUUUGUCGCAAAACUGCAUCGUUCGGGUUCAAGUGCGGCUGAGCAUCGAGUACGCUAGAUGAGAAAAUUCCACCAGCGGCAGGACCAGAUAGCAAACGAGAGAGGGAAGAGAGAGAGAGAGGGAGAGAGAGAAGAGAGGAGAGAAUGAGAGGGAGGGUACCCAGGUUCACGUUUACGCACCUGCUCCUCAUACCACGUCCCUACCUAAACCUCCUGCGUUCAACCUGCGCGGCAUCGCCUCAUAGGCACUGGUAGAUAGGAUACCGGCGAACCCCCGUGCACGUCCUCGGUCUACCCUUUCCCCUUUCUCUGUCAUACUACUGAUCGGUCCUACUCCGGCAGCCGCGAGCCGGCCGGAACUCGCCUCUGUCGCACCAAAGGCAACUCUAGAGCGAGGCAAUCGCGACGCAGCAUCCAGCAGCAGCGCUACUAGCGGCAGGCAAACGGAAAGACUCCCAGGCAAGUCGCCCUGGUGGAUAGGUGUGCACCGGUGUGUGUCACGUAUGUGAGCCGUGUAUGUGAACUGGCUUGCGUGGGUGUGCGUCGAGAAGCUUACCUGGCGGCGUCCGACACGCAGUAACCCGCGCGCUCCUUCGCGUUUCCUCCCGCAGGAAAGAGCGUCGCGCGUCGCGCGUAUCCGCUUUUGUGAUCGUUCUGCGGAAUCCUGCUGCUGCUGUUGCUACUGCUGUUGCUGCUGCCGCUCCUGCUGUUGCUCCUGCUCCUACUGCUUCCGAGGAAUCCGACCUUGGAGGAAAGAAACGCGUUAACGCGCGCGCGGGCUCUUUCGCGGUUCUCUGGAAUCGGAGAUCGAAGCUGUGUGUGCGGGAUUAGAAAUGCGACCGAAAGGAAUGCACUGCUUCUUAAAACACGACGUCACGCUGGUGUAAUGAGUGUUUACGUGUUUGCGCGAAGGAAGAUAAACGGGUGAUACGAGCACCAGGAAAAAGACACCCGCAAAGCCCGUCAUCGUUUCAGAGUAGAUGUGUUCUCGGAGAUUCGACGGAUGCUUCCGCCACUGAUCAUCGGAUCGUCGGCCAAUAACGGAUUUUGGGCGGAGGAGAUGCAUCGGUGGUUCGUCGGAAGAAAAUAAAACGGAGACCUGGGGGGCCUCUCCGUCGACCUUCUCCAGGUGCAUUCAAGAUGCCGACCGACAUCGUAGUUACGUCGGCCUCAGCCACAGUCUCGGAAGAGACGGGCAGAGGUCGAGAUCUGGGUCUCGGACCGUCUGCAAGGUCAGGUUCCUCUUCCACGGCCUCUUCCUCCGGUUCUGGCACAGCGUCCACAUCGAGAGGAUUCGAUCCAGCCGGUACCCUCGCCGCUUAUCAUCACCAUCGUCACAGCUUGGUGACCGGUCUGGGUCACGCUCAUCAUCGCGAAUCGUCAGCCUUCGUACCCGUGGUACCUUCGAGGUUACAUUUGACACCCUAUCCAGGUGAAAUGCAUCCCCAUUUACCCGGACCACCGCCUUCCUCAUCAUCGACGGCGAAUUCGGAGCACGAGGUCGGCUCCGAAUCUUCAGUGGCUCGCAAGAGUUCCUCGAGUUACGAGAUCAUGGCUAUGAUGGCUGACAAGAGGAAGGAAUUGGCAGCAAGGGCACUUUUACUACCGCCUCCUCCUCUUCUGGAGCCUCCUCCCGGUUAUCCAGUCUUUGCCGGACCUUUUCCUGGUAGUUCCGCUUUGUAUCCUCCGGGUGGUCCAUUAGCUCACCAGCAUCUAGAUCGAAGACUACUUCGAGCACCCGGCAGAGCGUCAAGGCCGAAGAAACAAUUCAUUUGUAAAUUCUGUAAUCGACAGUUUACAAAGUCGUACAAUCUUCUCAUUCACGAAAGAACUCACACCGACGAAAGGCCGUACUCAUGCGACAUUUGCGGCAAGGCGUUCAGAAGGCAGGAUCAUCUUAGAGAUCACAGGUAUAUCCACAGCAAGGAGAAACCCUUCAAAUGCGGCGAAUGUGGUAAGGGCUUCUGUCAGAGUCGUACUCUCGCGGUUCACAAGAUCCUGCACAUGGAGGAAUCCCCGCACAAGUGUCCGGUCUGCGCGAGGAGCUUUAAUCAGCGCAGCAAUCUCAAGACGCACCUGUUAACGCAUACGGAUCACAAGCCGUACGAGUGUACGUCAUGCGGUAAGGUGUUUCGCAGAAACUGCGAUCUCAGACGACAUGCAUUGACACACGCCGUGGGCGAUGUUCCACCAGAGGCGCUGGAAGAAGCGCUCAGAGAGGAUGACAGUCCCGAGGAAGAUUGUCCCGAGCCAGGACCGUCAGCCUCCUCGACGACAUCCACGACGCCGUCCAUACCUCCAGCGUCCAGCUCGAGCUCGUCCGGAUAUCCUUCUCAAGGAUCGUCAGCGCCGCCAUCCGCAACCACGGCAUCAUCGGCCGCGCCGCCUCUUCCUCAGAGACCUCAGCUUCAGAUCAGGAGAGAUCUGUUGCCUGCCGUGAAACCGUCCACGGUGACCAGUGGUGGCAAUUCUCACUCGGUCACCCAGAAUCCACCUGCCGCUCUUCCACCACCGCCACCGCUAAUUCUCACUUCUUAUCGACGAAGAAUCGGCUCUCCAGGUCCGUCCAGAGUGCUCUUGGAGCUUCAAGAGCGCGAGCGCGAGAGAGAACGCGAGAUUGAGCAGACUCGAGAGAGGGAACGUAACAGGGAACGCGACAAGGAAGUGAUCAGACCGCCUAGAGCACCGACACCUCAGCCACCGCCACCACCGCCCAGACCUACGCCAGCACGUCAGGGCUUCACGAUCGCGGAUAUAAUGGGCCGAUAGGAAGUCGAUCGCACAUGUCGCACAGGUAGUUUUCCUGUUUCUAGAUUGAAUGAGAGAGAAGUCACGGGCACUACGCGAGAGGAGUAACCGAUCUUCGUGAAGAGUAAAGUCUUUCUGAACGAUCCGCGAGUUGCGGAUUGUAAUAUUUUUUCAAACAUGUCAAAUUAUUAUGGCCGACGCGUUCAAUGUACGCGAGAGGAGAACACAAAAAAUGCUUUAAAGAGACCCUUGUAACUCUCUUUUUAAGGACCAACGCGUGCGUGAUUCUAAAAUAGUUGUUAGAUUCAAGAAGCUUGACCUUUUCAUUCAUAGUGUUGUCACGCAUUUUUCAAUGCGUGCUAGUAUUACAUCAGUUUUAGUUACAUCAGUUUGGAUUUUCGCAUGCGAUAAUGCGCAUGUAAAAGAUAUAUAAAAUUAUUUCCUGAAAAUGAAACAACUUACCUUGACAUCCUUCGAGAAGCAGCUUCCUAGGAAUGAAACGGUUAAGCAAACGCAUACCAAAAAUGUGCCUUAAUAGUCCGUUCGAGAGAGUACUCGAAUUAAAGAGAGGUGCUCGCGCGUUUCGCGCAAACUUGCAAUUUUGUUUGCGAUAAUUGUUCGCGAUAACGAUGCAACAGGGAGGAGUUCAGGGGAUCCUAAGGAAAGGCGAAAUUGUGAGAUUGUCGCCGCAUCCGUACUCUUUUGUCUCCCGCCGAGAGACGUCGGGAGCCAAGAAGAUGAUGCAAAUUUUGUGGUUGGGGUAACAACCUGUGCCACUGUGGCAGGUGCAAUAAGCUUUGUACCUGCUCGAUCCGCGCGCGGAAUACCUGCUCCUGCUUCUGCUCCUGCUUUUCCCUUCUAAAAAUAUUCCGACCCUACACACGAAUGCCAUCGAUAUUUUUUUUUCUCCCCCUCAUCCUUCCUCGCCCCUUCGCCACCGUCACGGCGAAGAAGCAUUAAUGGUCCUUUUGUAAGACCUAGAGUGUACUCCGUCCGACCGCAGAGACGAUCCUUUUGGCCUUUGCGCCGGCACACAAAGGUAUACCUUCUUUUCGGUGGAUCUCGAAGAAUCCAUAUACGAGAGCGAGCGUUGCUAUAUUAUAAAAUAGUUUAUUGUUUUCAAAGUGUCUAUUGUGUAAUGAAAUUAUAUUUUGGAUGUUUAUGCGAUUCGAUCGACUGUGCGCUAACACUGUGUCGCGGCUGAAAGGGAACAAUUGAAUACGCAAAAUGAAUAUAUUUUACACUCGAGGUUGUAAUUACCAACAUCGUCAUUUCAUAAUAAUCCGUUAUAAAUAACAGGAUAUUGACUUUUUCUUAUACUUAACAAAUGAAAAUUUACACUGACGUAUUAUAUUUUAAAGAAUAAACGACUGUUUUCACAACGCAUCGUUUUGACCGAUAUUACUCGAGAUAAAUUAAAUUAAAUUUAAACGAUUUCUAUGUUUCUUGUGCGUAUACACGAUAUGCACAUGUAUACACGUGUAUAUACGUAUGGAAUUGCGAUCGUAAAGUGAAGCAAAAUGUAAUAACGUACAUUAUCACUUAAUUUUACUUUGUUCUUUUCGUUUAAGUUAAUUUAAUUUAUUUUCAAGUUAUUUUAAGCGAAAUGAGACGUUGUGACGAAAACUCUGUGUAUUUAUCAAUACCUGACACGUAUUGUCUCACGUACAUUCGCUACUCGGAUAGUCGAAUAAGGGUAUACGAGACUGUCUGCGUAAUGUUUUAUACAUGUAAUAAUAACAAUGUAAUUAUACGUGUUAUGAUAGAUCUUUACAAAAUUCCAAAGCAUUCAAAAUUUCAACCUUUUAUUGUUAAUUGGAACUCGGAUGAAAUAAUUAAUAUCAACGAUAAAUUGUAGGUAUCACAUGUUCAAUUUACGAUUACUUUACGUACAAAAGUUUUCGGUGAAAUUAUACGUCCAUUUGAAAGCGAUUCAGAUUGUCUAGACUUUGUUAAUGGUAGCAAUUUAUAUUUUAAGACGAGGAUGUAAUUCUUUAUGUAUAUGUGCGUAUCUAGUAGGAAAAAAUGAGAUUUUGCGUGCAUGAGAAAGCAAAGUGUGCAAAAAAGCGCGGGAGAGGAAAAGAAGAAGAAAACGAAAAUACAAUGAGAACAAACGUGUAUGUAAGAUGAAAUAAGAGACAUUUGAUUGUGUUUUGCGACACGCCACUAAUGUAUAGUGAUACAUAUAAUGUACAAUAUACUAUGUACAACGAGAGCCGUCUGCAUCGUAAAUUGCAAAUGUGCGAACGAUCAAUCUCCUGUUAUUUUCCAUGUUUUAUCAGAUUAUACUGUACAAGUAUCUAUAUUUUUAGAUUUAUAUGAGAGUUAAGCAACUUUGUAAAUUAUAUUAAGAAAGAUGAAA